AUCAGAAAGGAAAUAAUAAUAAUAAUAAUAAUAAUAAAUAAAAUUAAAAGAAAUCUUUCAUCCAAUUUCAACCCAAAACUUACUGUAAAAUUUCUCGUAUCUAUCAACCCAAGGAGGUGGUUAGGAGCUCCCAUCUGAUAAAGGGUCCAACUCUUACUUGAAUCUCUAGAUUUUAACAGUUAAUUCCCAGAAGGAGUAAAUUGACAUCCUAUGGAUACCAGACCACCUUGUGCAAAGGUCUCUCGGGAGCUAGCUCGAGAGCUACUUAUUGCAAUAUCCUAUUGUUCACCAGAGAACGUUCUCAAUUCAGGGUUCCAACCUGAAAACACCAACAAAACAAAUGGCGUUUCACUAGCAAACGGUGAUGGAGCUGAAAGGUAUAGGUCUGAAUUGAUUUCCAUAUCAUAUGCAGAGUCUCCUGAUGCUCUGACGCCUCCAGUUGCUCCCAGAAACCAUCUUGCCUAAGGACUAGAGUUUCCAUAGGAAGCACUCAAGAUGUGAAGUCUGCAACUGAUGUGUUAUAUAACUGUCUGCUGCAAAUAUAAUGUUGGGUUGUUUUGUGUGUCCCUUUCUUUUCGCAUGUCAAUGUAAAUAGGAAAAUGUGAUCCAUACAGCUUAUGGUGUGAUUAAACAGUGUAAUCCAUGAUCGAAUGUACUAAAAAAAUAUGUAAAUAAAAAGAAAAUUGCCAAAAUGAAAAAGCAGAUUUGUU
Molecule: messenger RNA, 710 nt
Organism: Rubroshorea leprosula
Lineage: Eukaryota; Viridiplantae; Streptophyta; Magnoliopsida; Malvales; Dipterocarpaceae
Source: the annotation of a GenBank genome assembly